Messenger RNA from Oppiella nova, 468 nucleotides. Lineage: Eukaryota; Metazoa; Arthropoda; Arachnida; Sarcoptiformes; Oppiidae. The record is from the annotation of a GenBank genome assembly.
AAAGAGACCCUGGGCUAUGUUGGUCACAGUAAGGGUACGAUUAUAAUGUUCGGACUGUUGGCCACCAAAUCACAAUACAAUGCAAUAGUGAAGCCAUUCAUAGCCCUAUCGCCCGUCUCAUUCCUGGGUCACGCGACUACACCCAUAAAAUACUUGACCUAUAUUGAGGGUCUCUUAAGGUCAUAUCCCGCAUCACUGCUGCAUAUGGGAAAAUUGCAAGAAGUUUACGCCCAGUUAUGCGAAAACUAUUUUAUUCAGACUAUAUGCCAAAGAGUAUACUACUCUAUUAUGGGUUUCGGUGAACAACACUUUGAUUAUUCUAGGGUGGGCUCAUAUUUAUCAACGAUCCCCGCGGGGUCGGGCACGUGGGCGGGGACACACCUCUUGCAGAAAAUGAUAGCCAAAAGACCCGUAAAAUUCAAUUUGGGAACCGAAGAGAAUAUCCGCCGAUACGGACAGUCAGUUCCC